This is a messenger RNA of Uranotaenia lowii, 2454 nucleotides long. RefSeq lists its product as uncharacterized. The record is from RefSeq and is a predicted model, not a curated record. Gene Ontology annotation, biological process: DNA integration. Lineage: Eukaryota; Metazoa; Arthropoda; Insecta; Diptera; Culicidae. Gene Ontology annotation, molecular function: nucleic acid binding. The coding region runs from base 1 to 2454 and encodes 817 amino acids. The transcript has 5 exons.
AUGGAAUCGUUGGAUGAUUUCGCUAUUGAACUGCAGAAUAUUGUGGAACAUUGUUCCGUAAGUCCUGAAACUGAAGCUACAUUAGUGCAAUCAGUGUUUGUGGCCGGACUAAAAAAUGCAAAAACUCGUGAGACAAUGAUUCGAGACGCCGAUCACACCAUGAAUUUGGCGCAAUUAUUGGAAAAAGCCAAGAACAUAGAGGUAGCCGCGGCAGAAGCGAAGAAGAUGACAUCGAAGAUCACGACCGAUAGCAUGAACUACGUGGAUACACAACGUCAUUACUCACGUAGACCUGAAAGCUUUUUGAAAUCUCCUAAACUCGGUGGGUCGCGACGGGAGGAGAUUUCUCAACACAGGGGCCAUGGAAGAGUUGAUAGGGAGACAGUGUGUUACAACUGCUACGGUAGAGGCCAUUUAUCGUACACAUGCACACAACCUAAAGCAAAAAAGCCUCGACCAAACUCUUUUACCAGUUCGAGUGCCAUAAGAAGAAAAAGAGUAUUUGUGGAUAGAAUUAAUCAGUUAGCGGCUGCUAUGUCUGAGCUGAAAACCCGCAUAGAUGACGAAGAGCUAGAAUCAGAGGAAGAGCUUUACGAAGCUGAUCAGGGAAACGGAUUAUCGGAAAAUAGGGUAAAUAAUGUUAUCAUCGGUAAGUCAAAUGAUACCACUCCAGCGUUUGUGGAGUUGAAAAUCAACGGGGAGAACACAGUGAUGGAAUGUGAUACAGGUGCUUGUGUUACAAUUUGCUCUAGUCAUUUAUACGAAGAUAAAUUUUCACAUCACAGGCUCUUGCCCGUUGAUCAAAAGUUAUCGGUGAUAUCAGGUGAUAGAAUUUGCGUGUUAGGCAAAAUAGAAGUUAAAGUUCUCGUUGACGGUGAAACUGUACCAAUGUCUAUGGUAGUGGUCAAAUCACCUAAAAACUUUGCACCUCUAAUUGGUCGGAAUUGGUUAAAUCGACUGUGGCCUAAUUGGAGGAAAAUUUUCAAAAUAAACUCUAUUAGACAUAACAGCAGCGAAGAUCAGUGGGUGAAACUCUCAAUCAAACAUAUUCUAGAAAAAUUUUCUAAGGUUUUUGAUGAUGAUCUGAGUGAACCAGUUAGGGAAGUUACUGUCGAUAUUAAGAUGUGUGAUAAUGCUAAACCAUUCGUGCACAAACCAUAUACGGUUGCUCUUAAGUAUCGUGAGAAAGUCUCAGAACAUCUUGAUUUGCUUGAAUCUAAGGGUAUUUUGGAAAAAGUAACUCACGCUGAGUGGGCUUCACCAAUAGUGGUUGUAGUGAAACCAAACAAACGAGAUAUUAGGGUUUGCAUGGAUGGGUCGAAAACAGUAAAUCCCUAUAUUGUCACACACCAUUACCCUUUGCCUUUAAUAGACGAACUUAUUACAAACAAGAGUGAGGCUAAAGUAUUUGCAGUUAUUGAUCUCAGGGGUGCAUACCAACAGUUAGUUGUUUCGGAAAAUGCUAAACGAAUGUUAGUCAUCAACACGCACAAAGGGCUUUAUGCAUACACUCGUCUUCCUUUUGGAGUAAAACCGGCUGCUCAAAUAUUCCAAUCCGUAAUUGACCGAAUACUACAAGGUUUAUCGAAUGCACAAGCCUAUGUGGAUGACAUUCUCAUUUGGGCUAAGACUAAUGAAGAGCUUUUAGUGAAGAUUGAAAUGGUGCUAGAACGGUUGAUGAAACAUAACGUGAAAGUGAAUACUGAGAAAUGUCAAUGGUUUGUACCCGAGGUGAAAUAUUUGGGCCAUAUUCUGUCGGAGGCGGGAGUUUCGCCAAACCCGGAGAAAGUGGAAGCGAUCAAGGCCGUGCUAGAGCCUAAGUCAACUACACAACUAAAGGCAUUUCUCGAAACGAUUAUUAGUGAUAACGGACCACCAUUCAACAGCAAAGAGUUUCAACAUUAUUGUAACACAAGAAACAUAACACACAUCACAUCGCCUCCAUACCAUCCCGCUAGCAACGGUCUAGCCGAACGAGCGGUGCAAACCAUCGACAAUAAUAUAAAAAAAUUUCUACACCAUCACCAUCAAACUCCGACUACCGAUGAUGGCAUUAUUCCUUACCAUCGAAUUUUUGCAUUCACCCCGCGAACACAAUUAUCUACAAUCAAACCAUGUAAAAAUGAAGCUACUAACAGUAAUGAACUUAAACAAGCUAAAAAGACAUUUAAAGAGCAAGAAAAGGUAAUUCAUACACAGAAGAUCAACGGAAGAGCCUUCAACAACGAAGCAUUUAAACAAAGUUUGGGGAUAGGAAUCACCAUAGAUUGCUGGUUAAGAUACGGAACAUUUGCAAAUCCAGGAUCAUUCAGAAACACAGCCAACAGUGAGCAGAAUGAAAAGACAACUGCAACUGGUGAUGCAUUAAAUGCAGAACCUCCAUCAAUGGACGUUGAGCUGGACCUGGAGCCGGAAGAUAUAUCCUACGUCAAGAAAACAACACAACGGGAAUAG